Messenger RNA from Populus euphratica (Euphrates poplar), 2154 nucleotides. RefSeq names its product protein TIC 62, chloroplastic-like. The transcript has 14 exons. The coding region runs from base 98 to 1846 and encodes 582 amino acids. The record is from RefSeq and is a predicted model, not a curated record. NCBI's taxonomy places the organism in Eukaryota, Viridiplantae, Streptophyta, Magnoliopsida, Malpighiales, Salicaceae.
UACAAAAGAUAAUUAAACCACUUGUGUGUCUGUCUCUUGAAUUUUCAGUUCAAGAACCGAGGCAGGAUCGAAACAGCCUUAAUACUAUUCCCCGAAGAUGGAGGGUGGUUGCCUGCAAUCAUCAGCUAUAACCACCAUACCGACUUCUUUAACCAAAUGUGGGUUCAUUGAGAAAUCUUAUAUACACGGUCAGCUCCUCAAGUUUCCUCAUUUCAAUAAGUUCCCGCAUUCAAGAAAGCUCAAAAUUCUUGAUAUCAAAGCUCAAGCUUCAGUUGCUGCGAAAUUUAGGUCUGGGGCAGUUGAGGCAGAUUCAAAGGAGGUGGAAACAAAAGAUGAGAAUCUUGCAUUUGUUGCUGGUGCUACUGGUAGAGUUGGCUCAAGAGCAGUGAGGGAGCUUCUCAAGCUUGGAUUUCGAGUUAGAGCUGGCGUCAGGAGUGCCCAAAAAGCAGAAGCUCUUGUGCAGAGUGUUAUGGCAAUAAAGCUUGAUGUUGAAGGAUCCCAGCCUGUGGAAAGGCUCGAAAUUGUGGAAUGUGAUUUGGAGAAACCAAAUCAGAUUGGACCGGCAUUAGGCAAUGCAUCUGUGCUUCUAUGCUGCAUUGGUGCCGGUGAGAAGGAGGUGUUUGAUGUUACAGGGCCUUGUCGGAUUGACUAUCUGGCUACUAAAAACCUCGUUGAUGCAGCAACUGCUGCAAAGGUUAACCAUUUUAUUAUGGUUUCAUCAUUGGGUACGAACAAAGUCGGAUUUCCUGCUGCUAUUCUAAAUUUGUUUUGGGGAGUCCUAAUUUGGAAGAGGAAAGCAGAAGAAGCACUCAUAGCAAGCGGUGUUCCUUACACUAUAGUAAGACCUGGUGGAAUGGAGAGGCCUACUGAUGCUUACAAGGAAACUCAUAACAUCACCCUUUCAGAGGAAGAUACCCUAUUUGGUGGCCUGGUGUCGAAUCUUCAGGUUGCAGAACUUAUGGCAUUUAUGGCCAAUAACCGUGGGCUUUCAUAUUGUAAAGUGGUUGAAGUAAUUGCAGAGACAACUGCACCAUUGACCCCUAUGGAUGAGCUCCUCGCAAAAAUACCAUCUCAACGUGCUGAGCCAAAGGAACCACAAGCAGCAGAUGUGCCUAAGCCUGUGCCUCCAAAGAUUGUUGAACCUAAGGCUCCGAGCUCUCCUUCUCAAAAGGAACCUGCCUGGGCAAAAGCUAUGGUGACAAGGCCACUCUCUCCUUAUACCACUUACGAUGAUCUGAAACCACCUACUUCUCCCACUCCAACUCAACCCAGUAGCAAGAAAGAAAGUGCCAGUCCAUUAGAAGCAGUAUCAAAGCCUGCUACUCCAGAUACUCCACCUAUGCCAGCACCUGGCGUUGCUGAAACAAAACCAGGUCCAGUAGAAACAAAGACAACCAGGCCUCUUUCUCCUUAUGUUGCUUACGAUGAUCUGAAACCACCUACUUCUCCCACUCCAACUCAACCCAGUAGCAAGAAAGAAAGUGCCAGUCCAUUAGAAGCAGUAUCAAAGCCUGCUACUCCAGAUACUCCACCUAUGCCAGCACCUGGCGUAGCUGAAACAAAACCAGGUCCAGUAGAAACGAAGACAACCAGGCCUCUUUCUCCUUAUGCUGCAUAUGCUGAUCUCAAACCCCCCACAUCACCAUCUCCAACUGCACCAGUGGGAUCAGUCAUACCAAAAUCCGCCACAAAUGCGGUGCCCGAGACAGGUGACCGUGCGCCUCCAAUGGCAGCAACAAUCGACAAGCAACAUCAUACAGAGCCGAAUCAAAAGCCACUAUCACCCUAUCCCAUGUAUGAAGACCUAAAGCCUCCAGCAUCUCCAACGCCUUCACUGAAGCUAUAGAAUGUUAUAUUGCAGAGCUAAGUAUCAACAAUGACAUUUCAUUGGAGAAUUCCUGCAGCAUUUUUACUUGCAACCUAUGAAGAGGCUAGCAACAGAAACUGCGGAAUCCUUUUCUAUGAUUUCAUAAUAAAUGCUACUUGUAAUGUUUUUCUUAUUAACUGUAUCAUGAUUAUUCUCUUGACCAAUUUAACGUAAACUCAGCAAAAUCAAUCCGACAGUUUGACCUCUUUCUUGAGUAAUUUCAUGGACAGAACUUAGAAGUACAAUUCAUUCAUGAAAGGCCUCAAAAAGAUUUUGCUUGUGAUUAA